This is a messenger RNA of Pseudoliparis swirei, 1247 nucleotides long. RefSeq names its product arf-GAP domain and FG repeat-containing protein 1-like. The record is from RefSeq and is a predicted model, not a curated record. Bases 87 to 1121 code for a protein of 344 amino acids. Gene Ontology annotation, molecular function: GTPase activator activity. NCBI's taxonomy places the organism in Eukaryota, Metazoa, Chordata, Actinopteri, Perciformes, Liparidae. The transcript is spliced from 10 exons.
CCCCUGAGACUUCCUCAUGGCGUCAUGUCUGUGUUUCUGUCUACAGACGAGGACUGAAUCCAGCUCACAGAGUCAAGUCCAUCUCCAUGACAACCUUCACGCAACAGGAAAUAGAGUUCCUCCAGAAAAAUGGCAAUGAGGUAUGUAAACGGACGUGGCUCAGCCUGUAUGAUGAUAGAACCACCUCCAUACCAGACUUCAGAGAACCGCAGAAGGUCAAGGAGUUCCUUCAAGAGAAAUAUGAAAAGAAGAGAUGGUACGUUCCUCCUGAGCAGGCCAAAGGUGUUUCAGCCGUCCACGUCUCCGGCUCGUCCAACAGCAGCACCAGCAGCACCCCGGAGGUGAGGCCACUGAAGUCCCUGCUGGGGGAGUCGGCCCCCCCCCUGCAGCUCAACAAGAACACGCCCCCUAACCAGUCUCCAGUCGGGAGCCGAGGCCUCGACAAGAGGUUCGACCUGCUGGGCGACCUCGGGGGGGACAUUUUCGCCGCUCCGGCCAGCGUGAACGCAGCCAACACCGCCGGAUUCGCUAACUUUGCUCAGUUCAACAGCCACUCAAGAGCUGGUGUUCCUGCUGGGGGGGGCUCGGCAGGGUGGGGGGCUUUGCCUCAGAUGCAGUCCAGAGGAGACCGCUACGCUGCGCUAGCUGAGCUCGAUACGGGCUUUGGACCCCCAGGACCUGCUACCAGUGUUUACAACACCACCAGCACCUCACAGGGCAUGUUCGGGCCAGUGAUGUCAUCAGCUCACACACAGCUGCCCUGCAUGGCUCCAGGUUUUGGAGCUCAGUCUACUAACCCGUUUGUGGCGCCUGCAGCCGCCCCCACCAACCCCUUCCAGGUCAACGGCAGAGCAGCCAACAUGGCGGCUGCAGCAGCCUCCUUCGGGACGCUCUCCAUGAGCAUGCCGUCUGGCUUCGUGAACGCUGCAGCCUGCAGCCUGCCCACCAGCUUCAGUGGGACCUUCCCCCCCCACGGGGGGGCCUUUCCUCCAGGGGGGGGCUUCCCUCCAGGCUUCGGGCCGGUGAUGUCGGGGCCGAUGGUCUCCAGCAACCCGUUCCUGGGAGCUGGUCCUAAGGCUCACUUUCCAUCCGGAGGCUCCUCCACCAACCCGUUCUUAUAGCCGUCCAAUCAGCUGCAGGCUCCACAUCGCAUUGCUUCAAGCACAAUGUCAGGAUUUGUAUUUUGUAUCUCAGUGUUUCCCCAAAAGGAUCCACAAGACACCCGAUGACAUCAUCAUGAGCUCCAC